Macaca mulatta (Rhesus monkey) is the source of this 3516-nucleotide messenger RNA. The record is from RefSeq and is a predicted model, not a curated record. Lineage: Eukaryota; Metazoa; Chordata; Mammalia; Primates; Cercopithecidae.
ACUUACAGUUCCGAGACAGCGAGCGCGCAGGCGCGUUCCGGGGCCCGUCGGAGGAAGGGAAGGCCUGGCUGUCCAGCGAAAUCCUCCUGAACGCACGGACCUCGCGGACCCGACCGGAGCAGCUCUUCAGGCCCUGGCCUGGACCCUUCUCCCAGAGGCACAUGCCCAGGACCCAGCAAUGGCCAAUGGGACCCUGAUGGCCGAGGGCCAGGAAUCAGUGACUUUCAAGGAUGUGGCCGUGGACUUCACCCUGGAGGAGUGGGGCUGGCUGGAACCUGACCAGAGGGAGCUGUAUCGAGACGUGAUGCUAGAGAACUACCGGAACCUUCUCUCCCUGGGGGCAGGGCUGCCUGGGUCCAAACCCGACGUGAUCUCCCGUCUGGAGCGAGGGGAAGAGCCGAGGCCGGAGGAGAGAGAGGCCUGGCGAGUUACCUGUCCAGACUUGGAGACGAACUCUGUGACUAUUCUAGAGACACCUCGAAAAAAGAGCAUUUCUGAAGAUUCAGCUUCCCCAGUAGAGGGACCUUCAAGGGCUGUGCUUGCAGAUGCCCAGGCGGGGAAACCCUUGGCAUGUCACUAUCCACUGGAGGACCCAAGAAAGCAGGAGACGCAUCUGACGUGUUUAUUUGCUACUUCCAAGGGAGACACCUUGGGGGAGAGAGGCCUUGGAUGUAACGAGCUUGAGAGAAGCCUCUGGCAGCCCUCUGCCCUCAUCAGGAAGCAACGAGUGCCCCGUGGAGACAGGCCCCGGAAGUGGGGCAGGCCCUGGAAGAGCUUGAAAUGCCAAAGGACCUUCGUGGAGAAGAAACCAUUGAACUGCAUGGAAUGCGGGAAAGCCUUCAUUUACCAUUCGGACUAUAUUCUCCAUCAGCGAAUUCACACCGGGGAGAAGCCCUACAAGUGCCAUGACUGCGGGAAGGCGUUCAGCAACAGCUCGUAUUUCAUUCAGCACCACAUCAUCCACACAGGCGAGAAGCCCUACGCCUGCCACGCAUGUGGCAAGACCUUCACUCAGAGCUCUUCGCUCACCGAGCAUCAGAGGAUUCACACCGGAGAGAAGCCCUACAAAUGCAAGGACUGCGGGAAGGCCUUCACACAGAGCUCAUCCCUCAUCAAACACCAGCGGUGCCACACCGGCGAGAAGCCCUACAAAUGCGGCCAGUGUGGGAAGUUCUACUCGCAGGUCUCCCAUCUCACCCGCCACCAGAAAAUCCACACGGGGGAGAAGCCCUACGAAUGCGGAGAGUGCGGCAAGGCCUUCUGUCACACCUCCUCCCUCACCCAGCACCAGACCAUCCACACCGGGGAGAAACCCUACAAAUGUAACGAGUGUGGGAAAACGUUCAGCCACAGCUCGUCCCUGACUCAGCACCAGCGAGUCCACACUGGAGAAAAACCCUAUGAGUGCACUGAGUGUGGCAAAGCCUUCAGCCACAGCUCGUCCCUGGCUCAGCACCAGCGAAUUCACACCGGCGAGAAGCCCUAUGCGUGUCACGAGUGCGGGAAGGCUUACACGCAGAUUUCCCACCUCAUGAGGCACCAGAGCACUCAUGUGGGGGAAAAGCCCUACGUAUGCAAUGAAUGUGGGAAGGCUUUCAGCCACACCUCAUCCUUCACUCAGCACCAGACCAUCCACACCGGCGAGAAGCCCUACAAAUGUACCGAGUGUGGGAAAACCUUCAGCCAGAACUCCUCCCUCACACGCCACCAGAGGAUUCACACGGGGGAGAAACCCUACGAAUGUAAAGUGUGUGGGAAAGCCUACACCCAGAUCUCCCACCUCAUUCAACACCAGAGGAUUCACACCGGAGAGAGGCCCUACGAGUGCAGCGAAUGUGGGAAAACCUUCAGCCGGAGCACGCACCUCAUUGAGCACCAGAAGAUCCACACUGGCGAGAAGCCCUAUAAGUGUAAGGAGUGUGGGAAAACCUUCAGUCACAACUCCUCCCUCACUCAACAUCAGAGGAUUCACACCGGCGAGAAGCCCUACACCUGCAAGGAAUGCGGGAAGGCCUUCAACCAGAGCAUCCACUUAAUCCAACACCAAAGGAUUCACACUGGAGAGAAGCCUUACAAGUGUAGCGACUGUGGGAGAACCUACACCCAGAUCUCACACCUUCUCCAACAUCAGAAAGUCCACAAUGGCAGUAAAUGCUACGCAUGUGAGGAGUGUGGAGAGGGUUUCAGCUGGAGUUCACACCUGACUGAACACCGGAGGCUUCACACUGGCUAGGAUGCCUACCUCUGUGAUGAUUUUGAGAAAGCCUUUGCUUGGGGCACACAGCUUGCCGAUCAUCAGAGAACUCAUGCUGACGAGACAACCUGAGUGUGUAAUGAGUCGGCUGUCCUGCUGUUGGGUUCCAUCCCACUUUCAUCAACACUAGGAACCUUAAGAAAAAUGUUGCCUUCAGGAACAGAUGGAUCCAGGUGCAUAAACGGCCUUUUGGCAAUCUGCUCUUCAUCAACACUAGGAACUCCCCAGAGAAGGAUGCUGGCGCCAUAUGUUGAGAUGGUUUGUUCCUUUGUUCCCUAGAGGGAAGGUGGCACAGUUUUUCACUAACUGGGACAGGUUCUGAUCAUUCCAGGGGCUUCCCUUGCGUAUUUCCUCCAUGCUGCCAUGUCCCUAGGUCGUGGUAUAGUUAGGGGGUGGUCCAAAAGGGAUGCCAUUUCAUCUGGGACCUUCACCAACAACAGCUCUCUCCAAGCUUUUUUUUUUUUUUGAGACAGAGUCUCACUCUGUCACCCAGGCUGGAGUGCAGUGGUGCAUUCUCAGCUCACUGCAAGCUCCGCCUCCCGGGUUUACGCCAUUCUCCUGCCUCAGCCUCCCGAGUAGCUGGGACUACAGGUGCCCGCCACCACGCCCGGCUAAUUUUUUGUAUUUUUAGUAGAGACGGGGUUUCACCAUGUUAGCCAGGAUGGUCUCAAUCUCCUGACCUCGUGAUCCGCCCGUCUCGGCCUCCCAAAGUGCUGGGAUUACAGGUGUGAGCCACCACGCCCGGCUUUUGUUUUUUUUUUUUUUUUGAGAUGGAGUCUUGCUCUGUCACCCAGGCUGGAGUACAGUGGCGCGAUCUCAGCUCACUGCAAGCUCUACCUCCUGGGUUCACGCUAUUCUCCUGCCUCAGCCUCCAGCGUAGCUAGGACUACAGGUGCCCACCACCUCGCCCAGCUAAUUUUUUGUAUUUUUAGUAGAGACGAGGUUUCACCGUGUUAGCCAGGAUGGUCUCGAUCUCCUGACCUCAUGAUCCACCCACCUCGGCCUCUCAAAGUGCUGGGAUUACAUGCAUGAGCCACUGCGCCUGGCCUCUCCAAGCUUUUUAAACUGAUUCAUCCUUCCUUAAAUUGGAGCCUGAAUAUUCAGUGGGGGAAGACAGCUGUAAAGAUUAACCCUUUAAAGUAACAUUUUUAGUUUUCUUUAAAACUUUAAGGUACAAAUAUCAGAAUCUGCAGUUGGCUUAAACAAUAAAUGUUUCAUAUAAAUAUGGAUAUAAAUAUAAAUAUGUUUCACAUAUUUAUAGA